This is a messenger RNA of Solanum stenotomum, 1277 nucleotides long. RefSeq names its product alkaline ceramidase-like. Gene Ontology annotation, molecular function: hydrolase activity, acting on carbon-nitrogen (but not peptide) bonds, in linear amides. The transcript is spliced from 3 exons. Lineage: Eukaryota; Viridiplantae; Streptophyta; Magnoliopsida; Solanales; Solanaceae. Bases 188 to 955 code for a protein of 255 amino acids. Gene Ontology annotation, cellular component: membrane. The record is from RefSeq and is a predicted model, not a curated record. Gene Ontology annotation, biological process: defense response to other organism; autophagy; ceramide metabolic process.
UUACAAAAUCCAUUUUUUGUACUUUUUUUCUUAACCCUAGCGAGAGAGAAGAAGAAGAAGAUCGCUGUGUGUGUAUAUCAUAUACAAAUAUAUAUGUAUAUAUAUCGCGGGAGCAAAUUGAUACAGAUUUACAGAAGUUCAACGGUGGAUUGCAUCUGAUUUGAAAGGUACAUAAAUAUUUUGAAAAAUGGCAGAUGACAUUUCAAGCUUUUGGGGUCCUGUAACAUCUACCAAAGAGUGGUGUGAGCUAAAUUAUGUCCGCUCCUCCUAUAUUGCAGAGUUCUUUAAUACCAUAUCAAAUGUCCCAUGCAUUAUUUUGGCUUUGAUUGGUCUUGUGAAUGCCCUCAGACAGCGGUUUGAGAAAAGGUUCUGUGUCCUUCAUAUGUCAAAUAUAAUACUUGCCUUAGGGAGCAUGAUAUAUCAUGCCACGUUGGGGCAGAUGCAACAGCAAGGUGAUGAGACACCCAUGGUCUGGGAAAUGCUUCUCUACAUUUAUAUCAUUUAUUCACCAGAUUGGCAUUACAAGACUACAAUGCCCACAUUUUUGUUCCUUUAUGGUGUAGUAUUUGCCAUUCUGCAUUCGCAGAUUCGCUUUGGUAUUGGUUUCAUGCUACAUUAUGCACUAUUGUGCCUUCUAUGCAUUCCUCGCACAUAUAAGUAUUACAUUCAUACAGAAGACAGAUCCGCAAAGCAGCUUGCAAAGUUAUAUGUGGCCACUUUAUUAGUUGGAGCUGCCUGCUGGCUGUGUGAUCGUCUAUUCUGCAAGCACAUUUCAAGCUGGUACUUCAAUCCACAAGGUCAUGCACUAUGGCAUGUCCUUAUGGGUUUCAAUGUGUACUUUGCAAAUACGUUCUUGAUGUACUGUCGUGCUCAGCAAAGAGAAUGGAAUCCAAAAAUCAAGCACUUCCUCGGAUUUUUCCCAUAUGUAAAGAUCCAUAAACUAAAAGCUCAGUAGCACAAGCUAUUACUCCAAACUCGGCCUGUAAGAAAAAAAAAAGCCGCGCAUGAAAUGGCACCAAGGAACAACAAGUGCUACUGAUUUUUUGUCUUCUCCAUUUUGCAGAUGUGUAAAUGAAAGUUUGAAUUAGUUUCAUUUUUUACUGUAAAAUUAGUGGUCAACCGGUGUACCAUAUAUAUUUAUACUUCUAUAGAAGGGUGACAUGACUAGCUAGUAGUCUUUUUUCUAAUGUUUUUGCUUUUGCAUUUUGGGAACUGUUAUAAACAUGGUUUAUUUUGCUAUUAUGCAAGUGCCCACAGAUGUGGUUUUUGAUUAUGAA